Molecule: messenger RNA, 3702 nt
Organism: Hevea brasiliensis (rubber tree)
Lineage: Eukaryota; Viridiplantae; Streptophyta; Magnoliopsida; Malpighiales; Euphorbiaceae
Product: PWWP domain-containing protein 3
Exons: 2
Coding region: 172-3324 (1050 amino acids)
Source: RefSeq, a predicted model, not a curated record
CCCACACUUUCUCUCGGACCAAUUUCGAAAACGUUUCUCUCUCGUAUUCGAUCCCUCGCUAUUUUUUCUCUGCUAAGAAUCUGACAAGAAAAUAAUAUAGUUUCUAAGAGCUGCAAAACCCUACUCUUCUUGGUGAAGCUCUUCUUCUUUUAAGAAUUAUUUUUCAGGAAAAUGAAAACAAUUGAAACCCCAUCAAGAGCUCUAUCUGAAAGUCCCUCUCUUUCUCAAGGAUCAUCUAAGAAGCGAGACCCUAGUACGAAACUCUCUAAAGAUGCCUCCAAAACUUCUCCAGCUAAAAGUACUAGAGAAAAUGGGACUAGGGUUUCUAUAAAUGGAAAGGAAGGUUUGGGCAGUAGUAAUUUUGAUGGUGGACUGGUUGGAACUGAAGUUUCAGUUGGAAGGGAGUUUGGGGGCCGAGAUACUGUUGAUUUGGGUGAUAAUAAAGGGGGUCUUGAGGAUUCUGAGAUAAAUGGAGCGUCUUCUUUGUUAAAAAUGCAUGAAAGUAGUAAGAGUUUGCGAAGUCUAGGCUCUGUUUUGGAUGUUAUAAAUAAGACAGAGAAAAGGGGUUUCGAAAGUGUUGACGGCAUUUCUCUCGUUGCAGAUAUAUGUGGGAAUGUUCAUCGAAGUGACAUGAAAGCAAAGAGGAAAUUUUGCAGGAGUGUGCAGGGGGAUUCAUUUUAUGCAAAUGAAAGGUGUCCAGAUGGGAAGCAUGAACAAUUGAGUGAUAGUAAGGAUCUGGAAGGGGAGGAUAAUAUGGGAGAUGAAGAGCAUGAAUUUAGGGUUGGUGAUUUUGUUUGGGCCAAGAUUAGAAGUCACCCUUGGUGGCCAGGGCGGAUUUAUGAUCCAUUGGAUGCAUCUGAUUGUGCAAAAAAAGUUAAACAGCGGGAUAAGAUUCUUGUGGCUUAUUUCGGAGAUGGUACAUUUGCAUGGUGCAAUCCAUCUCAGUUGAAGCCUUUAGAUGAUAAUUUUUUGGAGAUGUCAAAGCAGAGUAGCUCAAAGAACUUUUCUAAUGCGGUAGAGAAGGCUAUGGAUGAAGUUGGUAGACUUGUGGACUUGAAGAUGACUUGCUCUUGUGUGCCAAAGGAGAAUCUGAUUGGAUUUGGUAGAACAUUGGCUGUGAAUGCUGGAAUUAGGGAAGGACUUGUUGUGCCCGAAGGUGGAAUUGAUAAGUUUUCAACUGCUUUAUUUGAACCAGCAGAAUUUCUUACCGCAUUAAAAGUUACUGCACAGGUUGCUACUGUUACUAACAUGCUAGAGUUCGCAGUAUUAAAGCAUUUGUUAUCAGCUUUUUACCGUGCAAAAAGAGGCUACGGGUUGCCUUCUUAUUAUGAACCAAAGCCAAUUCCAGGCCUUGAUGAUGACACCAGAAAUUGGACAGUUGACUCAAGUAAUUGCAAUAGCGGAGUGGAAGGCAGAAUUCAAGGUCCAGUUGAAGAAGAUUGGCUUUCCUGGCCAAUAGACCUCAAUCAUGGCCAAACCGCUCAAAGCAUGUUGCACAAGUGCCAAGGGGUUUCACAGGAUGGACACUAUCAGAGAAGAAAGCAGAAAAGUCUUGCUGAAAUUAUGGAAGGGCACCUUGAUGCUGAGGCUGAGAAUAGGGAUGAUGUUUUGGCUGAAGAAGGAACAAAGGCAAGAAAAGCUGCGUCUUCAGCCAAGGGAAAGAAGAGGAAAUUAAUGGGAGAAGACAUGAAUGCUGAGGGUAAAAAUGGGAUGAUGGAUGAGACUAAAGUAGCAAGCUUGGACAAAGCUGCAUCUUCAUCUGGAAGGAAGAAGAAGAAGAAAGUAAGUGAUGAAACUGAUGUUGAUGGAAAAAAUGAGAUGGAAGAUGUGGUUAAAGGAGGAGAAAACUUGGGAAAACCUUCAUCUAUAGGAAAGAAGAGGAAAGGCAAUGGUGAGGCUGAUGUUAGUAGCAGCGGCAGCAGUGAUUUGUUUUCCAAACCAAGGACAAGGACAGAGAAGUUUGCUGAAUCUCUUGUAGCAGCAAACAACAAAGUCAGUAGUGUUGAAGUUGAUGGUAGCCAGGUGAAGAAGGAAAAUAUGAAGAGCCCUUUGUCAAGAGGAGGGAAGAAAAAGGGAAGUUCCAAUAUUGAAGAUGCUGAUGGUUGGGGCAAAAAUGAAGGAACGAGUGAGAACACUGUCUCUGCAGAAAAGAAGCUGGAUGGUCGCCCAGGUAAGAGUGAUAAGGCUUUAGAACGAAUUAAGGAAGAUUCUUUGCCAAGGGAAAGGAAAAGGAGCAAGUAUCUGUCCCCUCCGUACACAAAUCUUAAUAAAGCAGAAAGAAAGAAAGAGAUAGAGGAAGAACCUUUGAAGGUUUCCAAUGAGGCUCAAUUAGGUGAACGACUCAGUGGUGAGAGAUUUCAGAAGAAACCCUAUAAAGAACCUGGUUCUAAUAAUUCAGGUCCUCAAACACAGGGACAAGAUCAGAGCAAAAUUGAUCUGAUGAUAGUUAAGACACCUGCAAGUGAAGUUCUAUCUAAAAUAAGGUCUGCAGCUCUUAGUCCGCAGUAUCUGAAAGAAACCAGCUCACAUGAUAUGGUUGAGGAAUUUUUUUCUGCAUUCAGAAGUUCAAUAUAUAGCAAUGGGUCCGAUUAUGAAAUGCACAUAGAACAUCUUCCGGGUAGAAAGAAGAAGUCGCAAAAAUUUGAAACUGGGCAAAAUCAGUCUGACCACAGUUCACCUGAACUUAAAUCCCAUCGGACAAAAACCAAAAAGAGUGAAGAAGCCAAAUUGGAUAAGGUUAAAGGAAAACAAGCUGUCAGUGCACCAGAAAUGAAGACGAAGGAAAAGGAAUCUGAAGGGGCACCUUCAGGUGCUACACUUUUUGUGUCAUUUGGUCCAGGAUCUUCUUUGCCUUCAAAGAAUGAUCUUCUUAAAAUAUAUGGAAAAUUUGGGGCUUUAAACAAAGACGAAACUGAUAUGCUCUACACUAAUUACUGUGCAAGGGUUGUGUUCUUAAAGAGUACCGAGGCAGAAGAGGCAUUCAAUAAUUCUCAACUUUCCAGUCCCUUUGGAUCUGCUAGUGUGACUUUCCGGCUUCGCUAUCGCUUGGCUGAAACCAAGACUCAGGAACUGAAAGAGAGAUCUAGUUCAAAGCCUUCUUCUUUGGCUAAGGAGGGAACAACGACAGCAGACACGCCAUCUGCAUCACAAUCUUCUGGAAGUGAUGUGUCCCAACUGAACUACAUAAAACAGAAGCUUGAGAUGAUAAGAUCAUUGCUGGAGACAUCAGAGGGUAAAAUAUCCCAAGAUCUGAAAUCCAUUUUGGAAUGUGAAAUGAAAGUGCUCGUGGAGAAGGUAAGCACAAUGAUCAAUUCUUCAUCUUAGGGCUGCUUAUGAGAUUAGACAGUAAGCUCUACUUUUUUCCUUUUUUUUUUUUUUUAUUCAAUUUUCUUGUUGUGAUACACGAGAGUUAAUUAGUCAAUGUGCAGGUGUAGUAUAGUAUGUUGUUUUCUUCAGAGGUGGUCAUUCAUGUAGAAGCAUAUCUGAAUCAAAUAUGGGUGUUAUAUGAGUUAGCGUAGGAGUUCAUGUGAUACACAGAUGGUUGGUCUUGUUCUUAGUUCAGGUAACUAAUUGCAUGCCCUUACCGCCAUAGAUUUCUUCUACAUUUAGGAAUCAAUCAGUAAUAUAUAUAGUUUGUAUUGCAAUUUGCAACAGUUGGACUUACAUGCCAAUUUAUGAAAUAAAAUUUCAGUAUUAGAUAUC